ACGCGUAUAUAGCUCAAAAUGCCAAAAAAAUUAGCUCAAAACUGCUUCUCUCUCUUCCUUCUUCCUCCAUAAAACGGCACGAUUUCUGCAACAACUGCUCCGUUUCGUCGAAAACACAAUCACACAGUUUUAGAGAGAGAGAGAGGGGAGAUGUAUAAGAACCAGCUACAGGAGCUGGCGCAGAGGAGCUGCUUCAACCUUCCAUCCUACACGUGCAUAAGGGAGGGUCCGGACCACGCGCCGCGCUUCAAAGCCGUCGUCAACUUCAACGGUGAGAGCUUCGAGAGCCCCUACUUCUGCUCCAACCUCCGCCUCGCCGAGCACGCUGCCGCCGAGGCCGCCCUCGCCUCCCUCUCCUCCCGCGGCCCCUCCCACUCCCUCGCCGCCCGCAUCCUCGAUGAAACAGGGGUUUAUAAGAACCUCCUGCAGGAGAUUGCACAAAGAGUUGGAUCUCCAUUGCCUCGCUACACAAUCUAUAGGUCUGGUUUAGGGCACUUGCCCGUCUUCACAGGAAUCGUGGAAUUGGCUGGAAUCACGUUUCAGGGAGAACCGGCUAAGAACAAGAAGCAAGCAGAGAAGAAUGCAGCACUUGCGGCUUGGCUGUCGUUAAAACAAUUGGCACAGAAAGAUGCAGGCUCUUCCCUCGAACACGAAAAUACUGAGGAACAGGAGCAGAUCAGAAUAGCGAGGGCCUUGCAGAACUACCGAAUGAAGGAAAAGAUGGGCGUGGCUGGCUUAGUUAACAGCAUCUCGUUACCAUUUCUACAAAAAAAUUCAGUUCCAACUCCCCGCCCCUCUAGUCCACAGCGCCCUCCAAUGUCCGUAUCCAAAAUCCUCCCCUUGUUUUGCCAGAAAACUGCUUCUCGGAGUAGGCCCCCGUCUAUCAUAAACAACACAACUUUGCAGCCUUCACCAUCAUCCCUUCCUCGGUCAUCAGAAGUUGGGAAUACACAUACUCAGAGCCAGAGGCAUCCUGUUGUUGGGGCAGCUCCUUACGUCCCCGUCAACCAAUAUAGGACACCUUACCAUGGGAUUGCUCCGCCCGUUACUAUGAGAACAGCAGUGCCAGUUUUCUCAGCACCACCUGCUGCUCGAGUGAUGCAUCCCCGACCAAGUGGAGUAGUCCCACCAGUACGUAUGAGGCAGGCGAUUCCUGUCUUCUCAGCUCCACCGGCCCCAAAACCACCCUCUGUCUCGGCUGCCCCACCACCCUCGGAGAAGAUGCAGCCACCUGCAGAUGACAGCACUUGCAACGUUGAUGAAUCUACCGCCAUCAAAUGCAUGGAGCAGCUCGAGUUAUGACUCCAGCUGCAGACGUAACACAAGUACGCUGGAAUGCAACAUGUCUAUGUUGGCUUUUCUUACUCUUUUUUCUUUAAUUUUACGUAUAAUAUUUUUUGUCCACGGGAUGCACGGCAUUGAUGCAGCGCACCCCGGCCGAGGUAAUGGUAGGAGAAGAGCCCAAAUUGGUAGGAUUUUGGAAGUAAGACUGGAUUUAGGGAUGUUAUAUACAGUUUAAGUAUGCUUUCUGUUUCAGUGGGAAACACAUGUUUUUGGUGUAAAUAUGAACUUGAAUCUUCAGUAAUCCACCUUAAGCAUAUGAGUGUGUA
This is a messenger RNA of Salvia miltiorrhiza (redroot sage), 1610 nucleotides long. Its product is annotated as double-stranded RNA-binding protein 6. Gene Ontology annotation, molecular function: double-stranded RNA binding. The transcript is spliced from 3 exons. NCBI's taxonomy places the organism in Eukaryota, Viridiplantae, Streptophyta, Magnoliopsida, Lamiales, Lamiaceae. Bases 151 to 1302 code for a protein of 383 amino acids. The record is from RefSeq and is a predicted model, not a curated record.